AUGGCCACAACGUUUGAGAGAACGGCCUCGGGUGCCAUAAUCUACAAAGCAGCGAAACCCCGGACGUACCCACAGUUAGACCUGCUGACACUUCUUUUCCGCUCGAAGUUGUGUGCGGCAAAGGAAGACACAAAGAUCCACGUCGAUGCUGUGAAUCCGAGCAAAGCAAUCACCAAAGCCCAGCAGCGGCAGCUCGUCAAAAGCACCGCUUACACGCUGCGGCACAGGUACGGCAUUGGCCAGAGCGGCCCCGACAAUGAUGUGGUGCUCUGCAUUUCGUCCGGGCACUGGCUGCUGCCAACGCUCUUCUACUCGACUAUCGCGGCCGGGGGCGUCUUCACGUCGUCCAACCCGGGGUCCACGGCCCGGGAGCUCGCCGAGAACAUGGCCCAGGUCGACGCCAAGCUGAUGUUCUGCAACGAAGACACCAAGGCCGUUGCCAUCGCCGGGGCCAAACUCGCCGGCCUCCCCCUGUCGCGCGUGCUCGUGCUCGGGUCGGGGCCGACGUUCGAGCUGUCGGAGCAGGAGAACGGAGGCGCCGCCCACAUGUCCCCGGCCAACAGCCUCGAGUGGGAGCGCAUCACGGACCGCUCGGCCCUCGAGAACAGCAUCAUCUGCAUCCUGUUCUCGAGCGGCACGACGGGCAAGCCCAAGGUGUGCCGGCUAUCGCACGCCAACAUAGUCAGCGAGGCAACACUAGUCAUCGACGUGCACCGCGACGUGUACCGGCGGCGGGGGUGCGAGUUCGUAUACAACACGCUAGCGCACCUACCGACGGCGCACAUCGCCGGCGUCCAGGGCUACUUUGUCAACCCGUUUUAUGCGGGCGACACGCUGUUCUGGAUGGCGCGCUUCGACUUUGCCGAGUUCCUCGCGCACGCCAAGCGGCACCCGAUCACGUCCUUCUUUUCCGUGCCGCCCGUCUUCCUGCUCAUCGCCAAGAGCCCGCUGGUCACAGACCAGCUCGACGCCAUCGAGUCGGCCGUGUCGGGCGCCGCGCCCAUGGGCAGGGACCUACAGGCCGCCGCGCGCGCGAAGCUGGGCCACGGCCGUGCGCAUCUGAGCCAGACGUGGGGCAUCAGCGAGACGACGGGGUCUAUGACCAUGCGCCCACUCGACGCCCCCGACGACGCGACGGGUAGCGUGUCCAUGCUGCUCAGCAACUGCGAGGCGCGCGUCGUCGACGACGGCAGCCGCGACGUCGAGCCGGGCAGCCCCGGCGAGAUCUGUGUCAAGGGGCCGCAGGUGACCAAGGGGUAUUUCAAGAACGACGCGGCCAACCGGGACGCUUCGUCAUCGGCGACAUCUUCGUGGCCAAGGAGCGCGGCCUGGCCAUCAUGGUCUUCACCUCGGCCCCUUCUCUCGGCCCGACGCUAG
Messenger RNA from Lasiosphaeria miniovina, 1377 nucleotides. RefSeq lists its product as uncharacterized. The transcript has 2 exons. Gene Ontology annotation, molecular function: CoA-ligase activity. Gene Ontology annotation, biological process: secondary metabolic process. NCBI's taxonomy places the organism in Eukaryota, Fungi, Ascomycota, Sordariomycetes, Sordariales, Lasiosphaeriaceae. Bases 1 to 1377 code for a protein of 458 amino acids. The record is from RefSeq and is a predicted model, not a curated record.